This is a messenger RNA of Botrytis byssoidea, 831 nucleotides long. RefSeq lists its product as uncharacterized. The record is from RefSeq and is a predicted model, not a curated record. NCBI's taxonomy places the organism in Eukaryota, Fungi, Ascomycota, Leotiomycetes, Helotiales, Sclerotiniaceae. The transcript has a single exon. The coding region runs from base 1 to 831 and encodes 276 amino acids.
AUGGCAGCCAACGCCUCCGCGCAUUCCGAUCUCGUAACACUACACACAAACCUCCACACUCUCCUCAUCAAACUAUCCCUCUCUUUCCAUCUCACAUCUCCCUCCUAUACUCCAACCCCCCAACUCGCCACCUCGCCCUCCAACCGUCUCUCCACCCAGCGUUUCCCACCCCUCAAUGAUAACUACAACCACAACUACACCUACAAAAACAAUCCCCACGACCCCCUCGAAGUCCUCUACACACUCUCUCCUCCAUCCUUCCACUAUCUUCCCCGCAGCACGCUGCUCCCCCCGCAAAUCCUGCGCAAAGGCUUUAUCGAAACCCCCGAAAACAAUCCUCCGCUGCUCGAAGGCACACGCAUGCAAAUCAUGGUUAUACCGCGCGGCGUCCGGAAAAUCGUUGUGCAUUUCCUAGUGUACGAUCCCGUGCUCAAGGAAACGAAAGAACAACCGAAGGUUUCUCCACUUUCUUCUCUGGUUGCGAAGGAGAAGAAGGAAGGCCCUAAGAAGCUGAGGAAGAAGGCAAGUAGAGUUUUGAAUCCGCAGGAGAAGAUUAGAGAUUUUCCGACGAAAAGGAGGUCGACGAUUCGGUUUGCUUAUGUGGAUGUGGAUGCGAAUGCGAAUGGAAAAGCGAGUGGUACUCCGGGAAUGAACCAGAACCGGAAUUUCGAUGGGAUGGAAAUUGAAGCUAUGGGAAAGAGACAGGUGUCAGAAAUGGAUGUGGAGAGAGAAGAGGAUAGAGAGGGGGAAUAUGUGGUGAUGAGACGGGUUGUGAAGUUACCGAGGAGGGUGUGGUGUGGGAGGAAUGUGAGUUUUUCUCUUCUUUCCUGA